Messenger RNA from Thalassophryne amazonica, 3245 nucleotides. It is a transcript of the gene cdkal1, whose product is annotated as CDK5 regulatory subunit associated protein 1-like 1. Gene Ontology annotation, cellular component: endoplasmic reticulum. The record is from RefSeq and is a predicted model, not a curated record. Gene Ontology annotation, biological process: tRNA methylthiolation. The transcript is spliced from 15 exons. Bases 142 to 1839 code for a protein of 565 amino acids. Gene Ontology annotation, molecular function: tRNA (N(6)-L-threonylcarbamoyladenosine(37)-C(2))-methylthiotransferase activity; 4 iron, 4 sulfur cluster binding. NCBI's taxonomy places the organism in Eukaryota, Metazoa, Chordata, Actinopteri, Batrachoidiformes, Batrachoididae.
UACUUGCAAGUAUGGCGGUGUGAAAGUUUGUAACGUGUAUGUUUUGGUGGGGUAACCUUUCAUUAUUUCUGUUUUUCGGGAAACAUUUUCCUGGGAAAUCCUUUUUACGGGAAGUAAUACCUACAUUAUCACUCAGUCAUCAUGCCAUCAGCCUGUGAAUCUCUGGUCGAAGAUAUUGAGGACAUGGUGUGUGCAAAUGACCCAACUCCUCAUGAGAGACUGUCUGCUAGGAAGAGUAUCAUACCAAGGUCCAGGAAGAAAAAAGAAAUCCUGAUCAAUGAGGAGCUCCAUGUUGACAGUUUGAUACCAGAAACUCAGAAAAUCUGGAUGAAAACAUGGGGCUGUAGUCAUAACAACUCUGAUGGAGAGUACAUGGCUGGACAACUUGCUGCCAAUGGCUACAAGAUGACUGAUGAUCCAUCAGAAGCAGACCUUUGGUUACUCAACAGCUGCACUGUGAAAAACCCUGCGGAGGACCAUUUCAGAAACUCAAUCAAAAAAGCGCAGGAGCAACAAAAGAAGGUGGUCGUAGCAGGCUGUGUUCCCCAGGCUCAACCACGCAUGGACUACAUCAAAGGGCUCAGCGUCAUUGGGGUACAACAGAUUGAUCGAGUGGUCGAAGUCGUGGACGAGGCAGUUAAAGGUCACUCAGUUCGCCUUUUGGGUCAGAAGAAAGACGGAGGUCGACGACUUGGAGGGGCAAGACUGGACCUGCCCAAGAUCAGGAAGAACCCUCUCAUUGAAAUCCUCUCCAUUAACACGGGGUGUCUGAAUGCAUGUACUUACUGUAAGACGAAACAUGCCAGAGGAGAACUGGCCAGCUACCCCAUAGAAGAGCUGGUAGAGAGAGCCAGGCAGUCUUUCCAGGAGGGGGUGUGCGAGAUCUGGUUAACCAGUGAGGACACAGGAGCCUAUGGUAGAGACAUCGGGACAGAUCUCCCCACACUGUUGUGGAAACUCGUUGAAGAGAUUCCUGAAGGAGCCAUGCUGAGGUUGGGUAUGACCAACCCGCCAUAUAUACUGGAACAUCUAGAGGAGAUGGCAAAGAUACUGAAUCAUCCACGUGUUUAUGCGUUCCUUCAUGUUCCUGUGCAGUCAGCCUCAGAUAGCGUCCUGAUGGAUAUGAAGAGAGAAUAUUGCAUCAGUGACUUUAAACGAGUGGUGGAUUUCCUCAAAGAGAGGGUUCCAGGUAUAACCAUUGCUACAGAUAUAAUCUGUGGUUUUCCUGGGGAGACAGAAGAAGACUUCAAAAAGACGGUAGACUUGGUGAAACACUAUCGAUUUCCCAGCCUCUUCAUCAACCAGUUCUACCCCAGACCGGGUACACCUGCUGCCAAGAUGGAGCAAGUCCCAGCACACAUGAAGAAGCAGAGGACAAAAGAACUAUCGCAGCUUUUCCACUCGUACAAUCCCUACGACCACAAGAUUGGAGAGAGGCAACAUGUCUUGGUGACAGAAGAUUCAUUUGAUGCCCAAUACUAUGUGGCUCACAACAAGUAUUAUGAACAGGUCCUGGUACCUAAGACGUCUAAGUUCAAAGGGAAGAUGAUAGAGGUGGACAUCUACGAGGCAGGAAAGCACUUCCUAAAAGGCCGUCCAGUCGAAGACAGUAAGCUGUUCACGCCAUCCAUUGCUGCACCACUUCAGAAAGGCGAGGUGUCCGGCCUGAUGCAGGAACAGAUGGCAAAUGGUGUCCAAGGUUCUACCUCCGUGUCGUCGUCUUCUUCAGUUUUGUUGAUGGGGUCUUACAGCCUGGAUAGGGAAGUACUAAAAACGUUUGGAGUUGGACUUGCACUGGCUGCAGCCUUCUUGGCCUUUAUUUUGGACAAGCUCUACUGAAGAGCCAUUUGUAUCUGCUAAGAAAUAGGCGUGAAAAGAGAGCAACGUCACAGGAGUUAAAAGACGGUGGUUGAAAAUGGUGAUCAAUCAUAGUUGUUUUUAUUCAUUUUUCUAUAAACUCAGUGAUGUUGGCCUUUCAAUGUCUAAGUGUCUUCAUGUGCUUCGGUUGUGUGCACAGCUGAACAUAAAUCUGACAGUAACGAACUACAGAAGUGAACUUUUUACGAGAAUUACCAGAAUUCACUUAUAUACUGUGCAUCGUUAUGCUGGCAUGGCCCAUUUGACUACUUAUAGGUGAAAUGAAAGAAAAUGCUAAGCACAUCACAUUCACCAUGGUUGACCGUAACAGUUAACAUUAACCGUCAUGUGGUUAGUAUUAUCUCAUAUGCUAACAUUAACCAUGGUGACCAUCUUCUUUAAGUAGUCAGUUGCAUCUUGUCAGUGUAGGUGUGUGCUUUAAGUACGGUGUUUUCAGCACUGCAAGUCACGGUUUUAAUUUACUAGUUUGAGAGGACCUGCAGCUUGUAGUCUAGUGUGACUUACACUCCGGAAUAUACAGUAGUUGUACACAGUAUCCGAAAUCUGAUCAUUCUAGAAAAAAUUCUGUUUUUGGAAUUAAGAUGGCAAACACCAAGCUAGGCUUUCUUUCUUUCAUUUUUUUCUUUUCUUUUUAAUGUUUGUUGGAAAACAUUUGUGCCAUAAUUUUUUUUCUUGUCUGUUGAAGGGCUUUUUUUGUUCUUAUUUGUUUGUUUUAGAAGUUUUGGGGUUAGUCUUUACACUCGUGACAAAAAUGAAUUUAAUUGGUGUUGUAUUGAUUUUAGAAUGCAAAUGUCAGCACGAGCAAACCAGCUAUUAAUGCUUCAUAAAAAUCACUUCUCAUUGCCACUGAACAGGCAAAAAUGCCAUUGGGCAGGUCUAGUAGCAGAAAGAGGAUCACUACAGAGGUAUAUAUGUAUGUUUACCUUCCUAAAUGUAAAGAAACCUAAGAUGACUGAGUUAGCUGCUUUUCUUAGUUUGUAAUUACCGAGUGAUUACAGGUUAUUUGCUGAUGAGAAGCUCAUUCCUCUAGACCAGGCAUCUCCAACCCUGCUCUUGAAAGGCACCUGUCCUCCUUAUUUUCCAUGUCUACCUGCUCUCGUCACACCUAGUCAAUUAAGAUUUGUGUUUCCCAGCCCUUGAUUGGCUGAGCCAACCUGACUGAGGUACUCUGCUGUGGGUGGAGUAGAGAGAGUUGUAAAACAUGCUGGACAGGUUCCCUCCAGGGGGUUGAAGAGACCGGCUCUGGACCAAGAAGACCACUACUGCAAACCUCAAUCCUGCACCCUUUAAAAUUAGUUUUUGUAUUGAGUGGAAAAGAUUGCCCCAAAACUCGAGAGAUAGAGAGGCCUGGUUGAAAAAUGUCAAAC